Folsomia candida is the source of this 1517-nucleotide messenger RNA. RefSeq lists its product as uncharacterized. The record is from RefSeq and is a predicted model, not a curated record. Bases 3 to 1436 code for a protein of 477 amino acids. The transcript has 8 exons. Lineage: Eukaryota; Metazoa; Arthropoda; Collembola; Entomobryomorpha; Isotomidae.
CCAUGCAACCCUUGGGAGGGAUGAGGGACCCCUUUUUAGAUGGCCUUAUCGUGUUUCCGAAAGAUCAUUUCCAGUCUGACCCGAAAGUGGUUAGUGGUAAAAAUGGGAGUUUCAGUGGAGAAGGGGGCUCCAUCAUCUUUUCUGGAGACUCCACCUGGAGCAUCAACAGUGAUGUCUGCAUUUUUCCCGUCUUUGGAGAAGAGGCGAACGGACUGUGUCUCAUCCCCACGGUAGAUUCCUCCCUCAAACUCACCGGUUCUAAAACCAUCAAACCGGGAUGUGACGGAGCAAAGGCGAGAAUUUUUAACGGGCAAAACUGCUAUGGUAUUGGGAUUCACAGCAUUCAUGUUCAGUCAGACUUUAGUGCCAAAACUAUGUCUGAUGUGUGCGGAUCUGGAGGAGGCGACGACAUGAAAGGGAAGUUUGGUCAACUCAUGGAAAUUUGGAAGGGCCGUGUUACUAAAGGAAUUGAGGAAGACGAAGUUUUAAAGUAUCCGUAUGAGGGCAAGAAUAUGGUUCAACUUUUGUACAAGAUUGUCGGAGUAUUUCAUGAAAUUUGUCCGGCCGUCAAUUAUCAAUACCUUGCCCUUCUCAAGAAUAUUUUCAUUCUGCACAUGAAAGUUGUGUGGGCAAAGGGUCCUGUGGAGGCGAUACCUUCGGAUGACUAUUGGAGGCAUGCGACAUUAUUUAUUGACUCUUGUUUUGGUCAUUUCGGGCAUGGAAUGAACCCUCUGAUGGAUGGUUCAUCUUGUGCACCAUUCGUUGCAAGGCCGGAUGACUCUGACCCAGAAAGUGAAGUUAUGUGGGACAUGGUGUUGGAUCAUAAUUAUGACACAGUCAUUGAACAAGUGUGGUACAUGUUUAAUGCAAUCACUCCUUCGUGCAAUUUACUUAACGAAUAUAAGACAAAUGACUGGAUUUUGAUGGACAGCCUAUUAAAGGAGUCGUUUUUUGACGCCGUUUCCGUCCAAUGGGAAAAACCUGGACACUGGCAAAGAUUGUAUGAAAUCAUGUUCCACGGGUUCGACAUUCCCAAAGAACGAAUGAAGAUUCUUGCAUGUGUUCAACACGCUAUUGCAUCAACGCCGCACUUUGACCCGAUAGGAAGGACGGAAUACUUUAACCGGAGGGCAAAGGAGGAAACGGUGAAGUUUAUGAAAAAACAAAAUCAUACAAUUUCUGGAGGAGGUUCUCCGAGUGAGCCAGUUUCGUCAGAUGAUGGUGGUGAAAGUAAGAACAAUAAAAUGGAGGAUGAGGAGAAGCAGGCGGAGGAGAAACCAGAGGAGCCUGUGGACGAGGAAAAGCCGUCCCCCGCGGGAGGAGGAGAGGAUGAGGAGCCACCCCCACCACCCGAGGAAGAAGAAGACACUGGCGACAAGACGAGGAAGAAGCGCAAUGGCAGAGCAGGGAAGUCGUCGAAAACUCGUCGACGGUGAGCACGGAACAUAUGAGCUAUACAUUUUCUAACUUUGGUUACAAAUUCUCCAAAAUAUUUCACAUCAUGCAUUUGAGAGGUA